Messenger RNA from Selaginella moellendorffii, 1224 nucleotides. RefSeq lists its product as uncharacterized. Lineage: Eukaryota; Viridiplantae; Streptophyta; Lycopodiopsida; Selaginellales; Selaginellaceae. The coding region runs from base 457 to 1044 and encodes 195 amino acids. The transcript has a single exon. The record is from RefSeq and is a predicted model, not a curated record. Gene Ontology annotation, molecular function: enzyme inhibitor activity.
CUGGCGAUCCAACGGCUGGGAUCCACUGGAGCGUGUUUGUUGGGAAGUGGGUCCGUUUGUACACACCACAUUGUGGCCAGAGGGCGUGGUUUUGUUGUUCGAGAAGACCUUUCCCUUCUUCUUCUUCUUCGUCUUCCUCCUUGGCGAGAACCAAAAGCGAGAGACAAACAAGAAAAGGAGCGAGUGAGGGAGAUCGAUCUCGGCGAGUCUUGGUUGAGUGGUCCACUCAUUCUACGCAUCCAUCCAUUCCAAUCGAUCCAAGCUUGAAGCUUACGAGCUUUGAUUCUAUGUAGAUCGCUUUGGAAGCGAACAAGUAGUGGUCUUUGGAACAAACUCUCCCAGAUCCUUGAAAAGCGGCGGUAUCUCUAAGGUGUGAACUCGAUUUCUCAAGCAGGGUGGUGGUCUUGGCGAGCGAGCGAUCGAUCGCUCGAUAGGAUAGACAGGGAUAGGCACACAAUGCAGCCAAAAAUCUCGAUCUGGUUCGUGUUUCCAGCGGCGGUGGCGCUGCUCUUGUGCUCUAGCUCCACUCUGGUGGCCGCUGGGGACGAUGGCGGCGGCGAUAACGAUCAAGCGGCGCCGCCGGACGCCAAGGGGCUGCGAAAGGUGAUGGUUUCCAGCAGCGUGGCCAUCUCCAAGCUGCGAAUCACAGUGAAGAAAUACCAGCGCGACGACCACCUCAGCGAUUCCAAGACCCAAGCGCUCCUCUCGGAUUGCAUGGAUCUCACGGAGGACUCCAAGGAGGUGCUGGACGAUUCCAUGACCAUUCUCGUCAAGCUCCACGGCGCCAAGAACAAGAGCGGCAAUGAGAGUAGCAGCGGAAGCGGCAGCGGCGCGGAGGAGGAGGAGAUGGAGCUACUGCGCACGAAUCUCAGCGCGGCGCUCACCGACAUCACGACGUGCACGGAUGGAUUGCACGACGAGAUCACCGACGAGUCGGCGCAGACCAAGAAGGCGGUGGUGCGCAUCGAUCGCCAGGCCGCCAAGGUGUCGGAGCUGCUGUCCAAGGCGCUCAAUCUCACCGCCUCGAUCGAUGCCAAGAACUGAUCCAUCCAAUCCAAUCUCAAAUGCAUUGGCGAGUGGGAAGAUCAUCGUUGUUGGAUAGGAAACUUAGAUGAAUACAAAGAAGUUAUAGUCUAUGUGUGGUGUGAAUGGAAAGAAUCGAGGAUUGUGUCAAAGAAUAAAAAACGAGCGAUCCACUCCAGUAAGACGAUAGUUUUUGGACAA